CUCAGAAAGCCAAGCACUUCUCGUACUUGGCCCUCCAUCGCUCGGCAAAGCAGCUCCGGCUCUCCAAAACCCGAACGCAAGAGCUCAAAGUCAGGCUCAAGACUGCCCCAGACUGGCCAGACAUGGCAGAGAGCAGCAUGACCGAAGCCCAUCCGCUCAGUGUGCGAGUGCUCAGGCUGCUCCGGCCGAGCGCAGCCAAGGAGGACACUAUCUACAUCGACAAGGAUGCCGUCGACCUGCUCGGCGCCCGCAAUAGUCUCCUUCGACAAGAUGUAGCGCAAUUUUGUGACUUCUCGGCAGCUCCUCUGCUCGCCCUCUCCUCUGUGUUCGGACAGAUCUACCUGGGAGAGACCUUCAAUGGCUAUCUCGCUGUACACAACGAUCAAGACAGCCCCAUAACGGGGGUCAAUCUCAAAGUUGAGAUGCAGACUGCCCAGAACAGGUGGACACUAGCAGAGACACGCUCGGGUCUGCUCAAGCCACGCGAAAGCCUCGAGACCGUCGUCAGGCACGAGCUCAAAGAGAUUGGCGUGCACUCACUCGUCUGCACUGUCUCGUAUACUGUAGCCGAAGGGUCCCAGCAAGGCUUCGCCCCAGAACUGGGAGCAAGUCAGCGUGUGCUCAAAAAGUCGUUCAAAUUCUCAAUGUCCAACCCGCUCAGUGUGAAGACGAAGAUACACAUGGCCAAAUCGGUGACGGCUUUGCUUGACAAGAAUCAGCGAGAGACUGCCUAUCUCGAGCUGCAGAUUCAGAACAUGACUUCAGCUCCUCUCGUCUUUGAGCAGAUGCGCUUCGAGCCAUCCCAAGGGCUAACAUUCGUCGACGCGAACUCGUCCAUCUUUGACAACGAGGCAGCUCUGCUAUCGCCCGGGGACAUCAGGCAGUACCUUUACAUCGUCAGCCCGGCCGUGACUCCUUCUCCGGUCUUCGAGAGUGGCAAGGUCAACGGACAGAUGAACCUCGGCAGACUCAAUAUUGUCUGGCGUACGCCCAAUGGCGAGGGCGGCAAGCUCCAGACGAGUCAGCUGACGCGAAGAAUGCAGGCUCCAGCCAUACUGAGUGCUCCUGGAAGCUAUGCCAUGCAUGACGAACACGCCAUUGCAGCGAGCAAAAGCGCUACGGUAGUCUCGCCCCAGUCUGCAAACAGCGCUCGCAAGUCGGAUGCGACCGAAGCCAAAGGACCAGACGUCUCCGGGCUUACAUUCGAUGUCUCGAUCGAGCUACCCGUUGAGCCGCUCACUAUACAUACACCAUUUCAAGUGCGCCUCAGCCUGCGUGUCCGCGACAGGGCCGGUCAGCGUCGAGUCGUCGUCCUCGCGCUUCAACAUGUCAGACCUGUGUCCCUGAGCAGUCCGGCGGAUACCACUGCAGCUGCAGGCGAUAAAGCACGGCAGUCUGUUCUGCUUUCGGAGGCUGAUCCGCCUGCGAGUCCGGCACCACCGAUGCGGAGUCGACUGGCGCCAGCUUCACUUCUGGCUGAUCUGACAUCUGGAGCACCAUCCCGACGAGCUAGCGCGGAUGUCAGUACACCUGAGAGUCUGAGGCGACGCAGUGCGCAAAUCGAUCCGUACGCUCGCGAUGCACUCCUGCAGGCCGCAACGUCUGCAGCCGUCGUCUCUCAUGCAGGCGCUGACAUUGUUCUCCCGGCGCCUGAGCCAAUCAACCGGCGCGCUGGAUACACUGGAAGUAUUGAGCCCUCGUCGACCGUCAUUGCCCUGGGUCCAUCGCUUAUCGAAGUCGAGCCUAUCGAGCUUGGAAACGAUGAGACCGUCAUCCGUGUCGUCGAGCUGUCUUACCUACCGACUGAGACGGGUCUACACCAUCUCGGCGGCUUGCGUGUACUCGCUCUCGGCAUCACGGAAGAAGGCCAGGACGUGAGCGAAGGACGUGACGCGUUCAUUGUGCGCGAAAACAGUGUGCUGGGAGAAAUUUACGUGCAAGGUCGCCCGCCACUGCGUCUAUAA
Messenger RNA from Mixia osmundae IAM 14324, 1964 nucleotides. RefSeq lists its product as uncharacterized. Gene Ontology annotation, cellular component: TRAPPIII protein complex. Lineage: Eukaryota; Fungi; Basidiomycota; Mixiomycetes; Mixiales; Mixiaceae. Bases 123 to 1964 code for a protein of 613 amino acids. The record is from RefSeq and is a predicted model, not a curated record. The transcript has 3 exons.